UUGAAAAGGCGGACGCACUCCGGCCGCCCAGCACUCUCUCACUUCUGGCCAGGGAACGUGGAAGGCGCACCGACAGGGAUCCGGCCAGGGAGGGCGAGUGAAAGAAGGAAAUCAGAAAGAAAGGGAGUUAACAAAAUAAUAAAAACAGCCUGAGCCACGGCUGGAGAGACCGAGACCCGGCGCAAGAGAGCGCAGCCUUAGUAGGAGAGGAACGCGAGACGCGGCAGAGCGCGCUCAGCACUGACUUUUGCUGCUGCUGCUGCUUCUGCUUUUUUUUUUUUUUCUUAGAAACAAGAAGGCGCCAGCGGCAGCCUCACACGCGAGCGCCACGCGAGGCUCCCGAAGCCAACCCGCGAAGGGAGGAGGGGAGGGAGGAGGAGGCGACGUACAGGGAGGAGAAAAAGCAUUUUCACCUUCUUUGCUCCCACUCUAAGAAGUCUCCCGGGGAUUUUGUAUAUAUUUUUUAACUUCCCUCAGGGCUCCCGCUUCAUCUUUCCUCUUCUUUCCCUCUCUGUUCCUGCACCCAAGUCCUCUCUGUGUCCCCCUCGCGCGCCCCGCACCUCGCGUCCCCGCUCGCUCUGAUUCCGCGACUCCUUGGCCGCCGCUGCGCAUGGAAAGCUCUGCCAAGAUGGAGAGCGGCGGCGCCGGCCAGCAGCCCCAGCCGCAGCCCCAGCCGCAGCCCCAGCAGCCCUUCCUGCCACCCGCAGCCUGUUUCUUUGCCACCGCAGCAGCAGCGGCGGCCGCGGCAGCCGCAGCGGCCGCGCAGAGCGCGCAGCAGCAGCAGCAGCAGCAACAGCAGCAGGCGCCGCAGCUGAGACCGGCGGCCGACGGCCAGCCCUCAGGGGGCGGUCACAAGUCAGCGCCCAAGCAAGUCAAGCGACAGCGCUCGUCUUCGCCCGAACUGAUGCGCUGCAAACGCCGGCUCAACUUCAGCGGCUUUGGCUACAGCCUGCCGCAGCAGCAGCCGGCCGCCGUGGCGCGCCGCAACGAGCGCGAGCGCAACCGCGUCAAGUUGGUUAACCUGGGCUUUGCCACCCUUCGGGAGCACGUCCCCAACGGCGCGGCCAACAAGAAGAUGAGUAAGGUGGAGACACUGCGCUCUGCCGUCGAGUACAUUCGCGCGCUGCAGCAGCUGCUGGAUGAGCAUGACGCGGUGAGCGCCGCCUUCCAGGCUGGCGUCCUGUCGCCCACCAUCUCCCCCAACUACUCCAACGACUUGAACUCCAUGGCCGGCUCGCCGGUCUCAUCCUACUCCUCGGACGAGGGCUCUUACGACCCGCUCAGCCCCGAGGAGCAGGAGCUGCUCGACUUCACCAACUGGUUCUGAGGGGCUCGGCCUGGUCAGGCCCUGGUGCGAAAGGACUUUGAAAGCAGGGUGAUCGCAUAACCUGCAUCUUUAGUGCUUUCUCGUCAGUGGCGUUGGGAGGGGGAGAAAAGAAAAAGAAGAAGAAAAGGGAAGAAGAAAAAAACGAAAACAGUCAACCAACCCCAACGCCAACCAAGCGAGGCAUGCCUGAGAAACAUGGCUUUCAGAAAAACGGGAAGCGCUCACAACAGUAUCUUUGCACUCCAAUCAUUCACGGAGAUAUGAAGAGCAACUGGGACCUGAGUCAACGCGCAAAAUGCAGCUUGUGUGCAAAAGCAGUGGGCUCCUGGCAGAAGGGAGCAGCACACGCAUUAUAGUAACUCCCACCACCUCUAACACGCACAGCUGAAAGCUCUUGCUCGGGUCCCUUCACCUCCCUGCCCUCUCUCAAAGUGCAGUUCUUAGCCCUCUAGAAACGAGUUGGUGUCUUUCGUCUCAGUAGCCCCCACCCCAAUAAGCUGUAGACGUUGGUUUACAGUGAAACUAUGCUAUUCUCAGCCCUUUGAAACCCUGCUUCUCCUCCAGGGCCGGAUUCCCAAACCCCAUGGCUUCCCUCACACUGUCUUUUCUAUCAUUUUCAUCAUAGAAUGCUUCCAAUCUUUUGUGAAUUUUUUUAUUAUAAAAAAUCUAUUUGUAUCUAUCCUAACCAGUUUGGGGAUAUAUUAAGAUAUUUUUGUACAUAAGAGAGAAAGAGAGAGAAAAAUUUAUAGAAGUUUUGUACAAAUGGUUUAAAAUGUGUAUAUCUUGAUACUUUAACAUGUAAUGCUAUUACCUCUGCAUAUUUUAGAUGUGUAGUUCACCUUACAACUGCCAUUUUCCCUAUGUGGUUUUGUAAAGAACUCUCCUCAUAGGUGAGAUCAAGAGGCCACCAGUUGUACUUCAGCACCAAUGUGUCUUACUUUAUAGAAAUGUUGUUAAUGUAUUAAUGAUGUUAUUAAAUACUGUUCAAGAAGAACAAAGUUUAUGCAGCUACUGUCCAAACUCAAAGUGGCAGCCAGUUGGUUUUGAUAGGUUGCCUUUUGGAGAUUCCUCUUACUGCCUUUUUUUUUCCUUACUGUUUUAUUACAAACUUACAAAAAUAUGUAUAACCCUGUUUUAUACAAACUAGUUUCGUAAUAAAACCUUUUUCCUUUUUUAAAAAUGAAAA
Molecule: messenger RNA, 2513 nt
Organism: Macaca mulatta (Rhesus monkey)
Lineage: Eukaryota; Metazoa; Chordata; Mammalia; Primates; Cercopithecidae
Gene: ASCL1
Product: achaete-scute family bHLH transcription factor 1
Biological process (GO): positive regulation of transcription by RNA polymerase II; regulation of neurogenesis; sensory organ development
Cellular component (GO): RNA polymerase II transcription regulator complex
Molecular function (GO): RNA polymerase II transcription regulatory region sequence-specific DNA binding; DNA-binding transcription factor activity, RNA polymerase II-specific; protein dimerization activity
Source: RefSeq, a predicted model, not a curated record